Molecule: messenger RNA, 2021 nt
Organism: Dermacentor silvarum
Lineage: Eukaryota; Metazoa; Arthropoda; Arachnida; Ixodida; Ixodidae
Exons: 4
Coding region: 38-1357 (439 amino acids)
Source: RefSeq, a predicted model, not a curated record
GUGAUCAUAUUUCGUGUGACAUCUAUUUUUAAUAUUUAUGGCAGGUGCUACCAGCCCCACAUUGUCUCAUAAACACAAACACAACUUCAAGACUGAUUCUGCAGAUGCACAGUGCCCUCAAACAACUUCUUCCAGCUCAAAUGAGAAUGAGGACAUUCUCACAUCUGCAGACAUGGAGGAGGCACCACAGUUUGAGGCUCCGUCAAUUGAGGAAGUGGCUACACCUUCGCACUCAUCUGCUGCUUUAGCUCAAGAAACACCAGUUGUGGAUGCUUCACAUAAUGAUUUGGAACAACUUGAAAGCCAGCAUUGGAAAUCAGUUGCUGAAGACAUGGAGAAAGCGCUUGGAAUUUUACACCAAACGGUUACUGCACUGGAGCGGAAGAAUGCUUCUCUUGAGAGAAAGCUUGAUGAAGCUUGCUCACACAUGCUUACACUGAGCGUAAUUGAAUUGUCACCAAAAGCAUGCAUGUAUUAUACAGGUCUCCCCAGCUAUGAUGUUUUUCAGUCAUUGUUUGAGUAUCUGGAGCCACGUGCAAGUAGCAUGUCAUACUGGGGCUGGACAAAGAAAAGUGGCAGUGAAACACGUGGUCGGCCUAAAGAAAGUAGCCUUGCGACUGAAUUUUUUAUGGUUCUUGUGCGCCUCAGGAUCGGUAUGCCUGGAAAAGAAAUCGCGCGUAACUUCAUGAUGUCAGAAAGCCAAGUGAGCCGGACAUUUGCUACUUGGAUUAACUUCCUUGAGCGUGAGCUUACAGCCAUCACUUCAAUUCCAUCGCAAGAUGAAAUCAGGCCACAUCUACCAAGAUCCUUCCGCUUCUUUGAGAACACCAGGCUGAUUUUGGAUGCGACAGAAGUCAGGAUCCAGCGCCCAUCGUCACUAGGUGCACAACGCCAGACCUUUUCCACAUAUAAGCACUAUAACACAUACAAAGUGCUUGUUGGCUGCACCCCUGACGGCUAUAUAGCAUUUGUGUCUCGUCUCUGGGGUGGAUCAGUAUCCGACAAGACAAUCCUUGGAUGCAGUACACUUCUAGAUUCUUUGGAAGUAGGGGAUGCCAUUAUGGUCGAAAAAGGCUUCACUUUCCCCUACUUACCUGCUGGAGUGACAGUCUACAGACCCCCAUUCCGAGAACGCCAUGAAACACAAAUGCCCGCGCAGGAUGUGGAACAAACACGUCGUAUUGCCGCUGCAAGAGUGCAUGUUGAACGAGCAAUAUCCCGCAUCAAAACUUUCCACAUUUUGGAUAGACCAUUUCCCGUCUGCAUGCUUGAUAUAGCGGAGCAGGUAUUUAAGGUAUGCUGUCACCUGAGCAACUUCCGAAACCUGCUAAUUAAGGAUGAUGACGAAAUCAAUUGAGCAAUUUGUUUGACUAGGUUUCAGAGAAAGCUUUGGCUCGAGACCAGCUGUAGUGGCUUAGUGUAUACGUAGGGUUGUUUGUUUUCAGGUUUUAUAUAUUUUUUAAUUCGGGGGGUAAAAUGGGGUGCUACUGUUCAAGCUGACAAUCGGGAAGAAAUUGGUUUCUUUUUUGGAACCAUUACAAAAUUUGGGUAAAACUUACAAAUGUACUAAUACAUUAUAUUCGUUCUUUUUUCUGUGCGCUUUUUUUUUAUAGGAGGGUAUCCUGAGCUCCUUAACACUGACGCGUUAAAACUAGGUAUCUGUUUCAAGGUGGUAAUCGCGGGGACAUCAGGAUUUUCUACCAAAUACUCCCGAGGUUCGGCAUUUGUUUGGAAAUUAAUAAGUAAUAAUGACAGUAAAGAACAUUGAUAACUACAAUGAAAUGAAACAUUUUAUUCUCGAUAAGCUGGUCACUGAUUUUUUACACAUUUUUGUUAACAUACAUUAUCAUCGGCAUGGGCAACAAGUUGGUCUCCAUCCGAGACCUGUCCAAUCUUAGAACGUACCUCAGCUGAAAGUUCUCUCGACAUCACAGCUUCCAUUAGCUAGGCACAACAAUAUCAAUAAGUUACUAACUUGGAGUUAGGCGCGCUCGUUUGGCGGUUGGUUGAGAGCCGUGUAG